UCUUCCGGUCACAAAGGAAUGACCACAUCCAUGUCUUCCACUUUGUCGUUGAAGCGGACGUUCCGCAAGGCCAUGAAUGCCAAACUUCUGGCUUUGCCUGAAACAACAAUAAAACAUGAAUCUGAACGGAUAUUCCAAAGAUUGUCCCAACUGGAAAUUUACAAGAAAAGUAAAAAUAUCAGCGUCUAUAUAAGCAUGCCCAAAGGCGAAGUGGAUACCUCAGCUAUCAUCCGUGACAUCCUAGCCUCGGAAGGCAAGACAUGUUACAUCCCGCGCUGUACGAAAACGACCAUGGAUAUGGUUAAAAUUUCCUCUUGGGAAGAUUACACUUCCUUGCCUAGAAACAAAUGGGACAUUCCCGAACCGCCUAUGAGCGAGGAACGCGAAAAUGCCCUAGAGAAAGACGGACUUGAUCUCAUUCUUGUACCAGGCAUUGCAUUUGAUGACGAAAGAAACAGAAUCGGACAUGGAAAAGGUUAUUAUGACCGUUAUCUGCAGAAAUGCCGAAAAUGGAAUGCAGAGCAUAUGAAAGAACCCCCAAAAACAAUUGCCUUGGCAUUGGAAGCUCAAAUAACCAAGAUUGGUGAAAUUCCAACGGAAACUACCGAUCAGAAAAUCGAUUAUGUAUUGACAUGCUCAAAACUGGUUGGAGAAUAGUUUGUGAUUUAGUAGAACUUGGGUCAAAAGAAAAAGUCCCCUCUUUCUUAUUAAAAUGAGGCAGCGCUGAUCUGUUUAAAGUCAUUAAAUUCGUGAGUCCUUGUGUUGAUUCUCCCCUUUGAAAUCACUUACUCGGUCUUUCACAUGCUGAACAA
This is a messenger RNA of Radiomyces spectabilis, 812 nucleotides long. RefSeq names its product 5-formyltetrahydrofolate cyclo-ligase. The record is from RefSeq and is a predicted model, not a curated record. The coding region runs from base 19 to 657 and encodes 212 amino acids. Gene Ontology annotation, biological process: folic acid-containing compound biosynthetic process; tetrahydrofolate interconversion. The transcript is spliced from 7 exons. Gene Ontology annotation, molecular function: 5-formyltetrahydrofolate cyclo-ligase activity. Lineage: Eukaryota; Fungi; Mucoromycota; Mucoromycetes; Mucorales; Radiomycetaceae. Gene Ontology annotation, cellular component: mitochondrion.